Scheffersomyces coipomensis is the source of this 1025-nucleotide messenger RNA. It is a transcript of the gene DFG10, whose product is annotated as putative polyprenol reductase. The transcript has a single exon. Bases 85 to 981 code for a protein of 298 amino acids. Gene Ontology annotation, molecular function: 3-oxo-5-alpha-steroid 4-dehydrogenase activity. Gene Ontology annotation, biological process: dolichol-linked oligosaccharide biosynthetic process; polyprenol catabolic process. The record is from RefSeq and is a predicted model, not a curated record. Gene Ontology annotation, cellular component: endoplasmic reticulum. NCBI's taxonomy places the organism in Eukaryota, Fungi, Ascomycota, Pichiomycetes, Serinales, Debaryomycetaceae.
AAGCGAAAAUUAGCAGUCAAAAAAAAUUGAUCCAAAAUUGUUUUCAGCUCUAAUUUAUUGUCACCAUUGACCACAUAUAUAACCAUGACAGAACAUUGGGUUGUAGAUGUGACUGGGGUCGAACGACAGAAUUACAUUGUUGCUGUUGGUUACAUUUUCAUAAUCUCAAACAUCAUUUUAGUAAAGUUCUACAAACCAUUGAAUAACUUGUUAUUACAUGGGAAAAGCAUAAGCAACAAAGCUAUCAACGAUUCAACCACCAAGACAACGUUUCUUAAAUCGAUAGUCGAUCAAGCCGUUACUCUCACGGUUCCAAAAUCAUGGUUCACUCAUUAUUAUGUGGUAUUCUUAGUGUUAUGUCUGUCAAUUCAAUUGUUCCCAACUUAUGUGGAUGUUGUUCAUAAUGAUUUGGUCACGUUCAAGAAUAUUAAAUUGAUUCAUUAUAUAAUGUGGAUACAGUCUCUCAGAAGAGUUAUUGAAAGCUAUACUAUCACGAAAUUCACCAGUAAAUCAACUAUGAAUUUCAGUCAUUACUUCGUUGGUUUAGCUCAUUAUGUAUUAAUUUCCAUCAAUUGUUUUACAAAUUUAUCCCUCUAUAAAGAUUACACGUCAUCUAUAUUUCAAUCAUUGACCUUGGUGGACAUUGUAUUACUUAUAUCGUUCACACUAUUAUCCAUAGAUCAAUUUUCAAGUCAUUAUCAUUUAUCAACCUUAAAGAAAUACAGUAUACCCCAUAAAUUUCACUGGGUAUCCUCACAACAUUAUUUAGAUGAAAUAUUAAUCUACACCGUGAUAUUGAUAUUCAGUCUUAAGCAUGGAUUUAAUCAAGUUUGUUGGUUCAAUCAACUCAAUUUCAUCUUAGCUUGGAUAUUCGUUGUAAUCAAUUUAUCUAUAAGUUCAAUUGAUAAUUAUAAAUGGUAUAAACUUAAAUUCGGUGAUGAAUUUAAAUUAAAAUGGGCGAUUAUUCCGGGAAUAUUAUAAAUACAAUGUUUAUUUAAUUAAUUAUUUAUUUAUCUAAGUGUACA